Sorex fumeus (smoky shrew) is the source of this 648-nucleotide messenger RNA. It is a transcript of the gene CKS2, whose product is annotated as CDC28 protein kinase regulatory subunit 2. Gene Ontology annotation, biological process: regulation of mitotic cell cycle. Gene Ontology annotation, cellular component: SCF ubiquitin ligase complex; cyclin-dependent protein kinase holoenzyme complex. The coding region runs from base 132 to 371 and encodes 79 amino acids. Lineage: Eukaryota; Metazoa; Chordata; Mammalia; Eulipotyphla; Soricidae. Gene Ontology annotation, molecular function: ubiquitin binding; protein kinase binding; cyclin-dependent protein serine/threonine kinase activator activity. The transcript has 3 exons. The record is from RefSeq and is a predicted model, not a curated record.
AGAGACGGGCUGUUGGAUUCAAACCGGGAUCGUUGGGCUUGCGGUCGGUUGGUCGCAGUCGGGUCGUUGCUUCGCCCUGAGGAGGACGCGCGCCCCCUUCGCUCCUACUCCGCCUUCGCGCCGCCGCAGGGAUGGCCCACAAGCAGAUUUACUACUCGGACAAGUACUUCGACGAGCACUACGAGUACCGGCAUGUCAUGUUGCCCAGAGAACUCUCCAAACAAGUGCCUAAAACUCAUUUGAUGUCUGAAGAGGAAUGGAGAAGACUUGGUGUCCAGCAGAGUCUAGGCUGGGUUCAUUACAUGAUUCACGAGCCAGAGCCACAUAUUCUUCUCUUUAGACGACCCCUUCCAAAAGAUCAACAGAAAUGAAGUAUAUCUGGAGACGUCAAUUAAAUCUUUUUUCAAGUUUAAUGUAUAUGUGUAUAUAAGGUAGUAUUCAGUGAAUACUUGAAAAAUGUACAAAUUGUUCAUCAUACCUGUGCAUGAGCUGUAUUCUUCACAGCAACAGAGCUCAGUUAAAUGCAACUGCAAUAGGUUAAGAUAAGAUGUUUAAAAACAAUUUCUUCUAGUUAGUUUUUCUCUUAAUAUAAGUGCCUGUUUGACUUUACUUGUUACUUUUGUUAAAUAAAGUUUGUAUGUUGCAUUU